CCUGAGUCUAGCCCCACCACCACCAUAACCUAUUCCUCCAUUAAAUACACGCCAACUUGGGCUUUCAUAGAUUAUUUCUCUUCCUCCGCUUUUGGAUCCUCUGCCUCUUGUGUUAUUCAUCUCUCAUUUCUUAUUUUUAAGAUUUUCUUCUUGCUAGAUUGCUUUAAUGGCAUCAAAGAGAAUCUUAAAGGAGCUUAAGGAGUUACAGAGAGACCCACCAACUUCAUGCAGUGCAGGUCCUGUUGCGAAGAAUAUGUUCCACUGGCAAGCAACCAUCAUUGGUCCAAAUGAUAGCCCCUAUUCUGGUGGUGUCUUCCUUGUGACCAUCCAUUUUCCACCUGAUUAUCCUUUCAAACCACCAAAGGUUGCCUUUAGGACCAAAGUUUUCCAUCCAAACAUAGACACUAAUGGGAAUAUCUGCUUGGACAUACUCAAAGAACAAUGGAGUCCUGCUCUCACCAUAUCCAAGGUUCUACUGUCCAUAUGUUCACUGCUGACGGACCCAAACCCUGACGAUCCACUGGAAGCUGAGAUUGCUCGUAUGUGCAAAACUGAUAAACUUAAAUAUGAGUCCACAGCUCGCAGCUGGACCCAGAAGUAUGCCAUGGGCUAAUCCACAAUCUCGUGGAUACCAUGAUCGUCCGCUUCUUGUCUCUCUCAAUCUUUCAUAACUUUCAGAGAUGAACUAAGUUUGGCUGUUGAAACUAUAUAUAUACAUGUGUUUUUAGCACUGUAAGUUUGUAACUUGUAAUUUUGAGCAUCUCUUUGCUUGGAAAUUGGAAUAAAUGAAAGCCUGGUGACUAAUUGCAGUUUAGUCCACCAAUGUAAUUAUUAUGUGUUCUCAGUUCUGAUGGUUUCUAUCAUGGCUUUGUGAAUGUCCUGUGUCUCCUCUGCAAUUAAAUUUAAAGUAGUCUAAAUUUGUGAUUAACAUAAUUGAAUUAAUUACUUGCAUUUUUAUUUAUUUAUUUUUUUUAAAAUGGCAUUUAGUCAUU
Cornus florida is the source of this 992-nucleotide messenger RNA. Its product is annotated as ubiquitin-conjugating enzyme E2 28-like. The record is from RefSeq and is a predicted model, not a curated record. Gene Ontology annotation, biological process: protein polyubiquitination. Bases 167 to 613 code for a protein of 148 amino acids. Gene Ontology annotation, cellular component: nucleus. Lineage: Eukaryota; Viridiplantae; Streptophyta; Magnoliopsida; Cornales; Cornaceae. The transcript has 4 exons. Gene Ontology annotation, molecular function: ubiquitin conjugating enzyme activity.